UCAUGCACACACCCACACGCCCGCACGCCGGGUCUGCCCCCUCGGCCACCGUGAACACCCGUGGAGCCUGCCUAAUCCUCCCAAAGUAUCCACUUGGCACCAGAUAUUAAAAUGUCUGAUGAUGCCAGUGACACCGUAGCCACUACAGACAGAGAAGAAAUUACGAAGAUUUCCAGUAGUGAUUCUUUACCUGAGGAUGUGGAAGUGCACAGUGACUCAGCUACAGUCUCAAACAAGCUGGCACCAGGGGAGCCCAGAGGAGACGUGCGUGAGGAUGCAGCUGAUCAGGUCGCAGAGACUGCUGCUGCUGGGCACCCACAACAGCCCAAAGAUGCAGAUACCACGGAGACCUCCCUUAAUGGAGAAGUGACCGAGGACACACUAGCAGAAUGUGUCGAUUCUGUCAGCCUCGAGGGAGAACCUGGGUCUGAAAUACCCCUGAAAGAACAGAAUGAUCCGGCUGUGGAUUCCCCUCCUCAGGGAAGAGGAUGGGCAGGCUGGGGCUCCUGGGGCAAGUCUCUGCUCUCAUCCGCGUCUGCCACAGUAGGUCACGGCUUGACCGCAGUCAAAGAAAAAGCAGGGGCCACCCUUCGGAUUCACAGUGUCAAUUCUGGAUCUUCCGAAGGGGUCCAACCUGAGACCGAAAAUGGAGUCCCUGCAGUUGCAGACGUGGCCGCAGAUCAGGACCCUGCAGGUAGCCCCCCAGCGUCCCCGGCGUCAGGUUCUCGGGGCAUGCUGUCAGCCCUCACCAACGCGGUUCAAAGCACUGGCAAAAGUGUCUUAACUGGAGGUCUCGAUGCUUUGGAAUUCAUUGGCAAGAAAACCAUGAAUGUCCUUGCAGAAAGUGACCCAGGAUUCAAGCGGACCAAGACACUCAUGGAGAGAACUGUUUCCUUGUCCCAGAUGUUAAGGGAAGCCAAGGAGAAGGAGAAGCAGAGACUGGCGCAGCAGCUCACGGUGGAGAGAACCGCACACUAUGGGAUGCUCUUUGAUGAGUAUCAAGGUCUGUCACACCUGGAAGCCCUGGAAAUUCUGUCCAAUGAAAGUGAAAGCAAGGUUCAGUCAUUUUUAGUAUCACUGGAUGGAGAGAAGCUGGAACUCUUAAAAAAUGACCUGAUUUCCAUUAAAGACAUCUUUGCAGCCAAAGAAUUAGAGAGUGAAGAGAAUCAAGAAGAACAAGGCUUAGAAGAAAAGGGAGAAGAAUUUGCUAGCAUGCUUACAGAGCUUCUCUUUGAAUUACAUGUCGCCGCCACUCCUGACAAACUCAAUAAGGCCAUGAAGAAAGCUCACGACUGGGUGGAAGAGGACCAAACCACGGUGUCAGUGGAUGUGGCCAAAGAGUCAGAGGAGGAAACUAAAAAGGAAGAAAAAGAAGAGAAAGCUGAAGACCCUCAAGAAAGCAAAAAGGAAGAAAAAGGAACUAAGACUGUAGAGGAAGUGUACAUGUUGUCCAUUGAAAGUCUGGCAGAAGUCACUGCGCGCUGUAUCGAGCAGCUUCACAAAGUGGCAGAAUUAAUUCUUCACGGACAAGAAGAGGAGAAACCAGCUCAGGACCAAGCAAAAGUGCUGAUAAAGUUAACUACAGCAAUGUGCAAUGAAGUGGCUUCCUUAUCCAAGAAGUUUACGAAGUUUUUAACAACUGUUGGGAGCAAGAAGAAGGCUGAGGUUCUUAACCCCAUGAUCAAUAGCGUGUUGUUAGAGGGCUGCAACAGCACAACCUACAUUCAGGAUGCCUUCCAGCUGCUGCUGCCUGUCCUGCAGGUGUCACAUAUCCAGACCAAUUGCCAGACUCCAGCCAGUUAAAGGAAAGGGCAGGUCCCACGGCUUCAUUGAGCACCAUGCAAGGGGAUGUUUUCAACACAACCGGCCACACACACCCAUUUUUGAGGACACUACAAAGCAAUUUUGCACAGACAGUAUUGAGAAUGCAAGUUUAAAGAGAGUUGUCAUUUCUCUUAAUGUAGAGGGUCGUUUUUACAAAUAAUUGUGUUUUCUUUAUGUUAAUUUAAAGUUUCACAGCUCAUAAUGAAGUUUUCCCUUAUGAAAUUCAUUCACGAGUAUUCAUUCAUGUCCAUCCUCCUAGUCAAGCAUGCUGAAUUUAGUUAGAAAUUCAGAAGCAGACCCUGGCUUUCUUUUAAUCGUUCAAAUUUCUACCUUUAAAUGUCACAUUCUUAUAAGCAUUACUUUAAAUCAAUUCUUGUACUGAACUUUGUCUUAUUCCAUAAAUGUCAUGGGCAAAAAUAACACUACUUACAGAUUUUACCCAGUAUGACAAAAAAGAAACCUAAAUAUCUCUUUAUCACCAUUCAUUCUUGCAACAAUCAUUUAUUGAGCACAUACUGUGUUCAGAAUAAAAGAACAUUAACUCACCACCAUAGAGACAAAUAUUUCAGAUAGAGGGUUUACAAUAAUUCUUAAAAUACUUGAAAACACUAAAACUUUUUCUAAUCCUCAAAACAUUUGAAGAACAAGGUAAAUUUAUAGUGUUUUCAAUAGUCUGUCAGUUUAUCUUCCUACCUUCCUUAAACUUAUUUUUAUCCCAACUUUAUAUAUGGGGUGAAAAUAUGUAUGAAAAGGAGUAUUAAAGAAUAGUUUAACUGUGUGUGUGUGUGUGUGUGUGUGUGUGUGUGUGUGUGUGUGUGAGAGAGAGAGAGAGAGAGAAGGGAGACCCUAGGGAUUGAACCCAGGGGUACUCUACCACUGAUCUACUGCCCCAGCCCUUUUUAUUUGAGACCAAGUUAAAGUUGCCCAGGCUAGCCUCAAACUUGUGAUCCUCCUGCCUCAGCUUCCCAAGUAGCGGGGAUUACAGGUGAGCACUACCACACCUGGCAAGAGUGCUUCAAAAUUGACUUCAUAUAAUCAUAAGCCCCUGGUGGCAUAAUUGCAAAGCUUACAAGUGUUCAAAUAGAAAAAUGAAAGGGGUUUUAACACAGUAGAAUCCCAUCACUGCAUUUUAAAAAUCUACCAUACUGAUCACACUCACCAGUGGCAAAGGACAGAGAAAGCCCAUAUGUGGGUCGAUUGCUCUAUUGAUCCCUGGGGGACUUCACUGAAGACCUUGCAGCUAGGAGGAGCAUCAACAAUGGGCACUUCUCCUGAGCAUCUCGAAUGCGUUGCAGGGGGGGAUUCUGUGUGAUGCACCUAUUUCAGAACCCCAAUGACACUCCUACCAGCAGUGGCAAAAGAAGGUCCUGCCCGGUGGCUCUCUCCAAGGCAAAUGAAACUUGUGGCUUUGCAAGGGUUAAAAAUUCCUUAUUCAUGUUUAUUUUUAUUCCCCAGAUAGUCAACUGCCUUUGUUCCCAACAGAUCAAACAGAGAUUUUUUAAUGUCAUCCUACUUCUCAUUAGCAUUUCAUUUGUCUCUGUCCUGUAUUUCGUUUGUAUAUCUCCUGAAACAGCCAAAUAGAAAACAUAAUUUGCAACCUUGAAAAAUAAAAUUCUCUGAGGAAUCAAUUAAAGAAAUUUUUUGUCCUUUUC
This is a messenger RNA of Marmota monax (woodchuck), 3476 nucleotides long. RefSeq names its product family with sequence similarity 114 member A1 (gene Fam114a1). Bases 112 to 1803 code for a protein of 563 amino acids. The transcript has 14 exons. Lineage: Eukaryota; Metazoa; Chordata; Mammalia; Rodentia; Sciuridae. The record is from RefSeq and is a predicted model, not a curated record.